GUUGAAAACACAUACAACCUUUGACACAAACGUCUGCGGCGUCUCUGUAAACAACACUCCAAUCACAUGAAUGACUCCACUAGUCUACUAUGAGUUGUAAAGUGUACACCUGAACGUUCACAAGGCGAUCCUGAAGGUCAAAUGUCACACGUAAUUUGCAUAUCAUCGAGGCCAUUACUGGGGUUACGUGGUGACGUCUGCACGAAACUUGUACGGUCCAGAUUUUGCCAAAUUCGACGUAUUUUCGUUGCCACUAUGUCUGGGGAAAAGAAAUACUGCAUUAGCUACGAAGAUGUGCAAAAAGCUGUCGAACGAAUAAAGCCGGCGGCUCAUGUAACGCCGGUAAUGACGAGCCAAACCAUGGAUAGGUUUUCCGGGGGACGACAUCUUUACUUCAAAUGUGAGCUGUUCCAAAAGAUUGGGGCAUUCAAGUUCCGUGGUGCUUACAAUGCCAUAAGCCACCUUAUUGAUGACUGUCCUGAUAAGUCAAAAGUUAAAGUGGUGACACACAGCAGUGGUAAUCAUGGACAGGCAUUGGCACUUGCUGCUAAAAUGGCUGGUGUACAAGCCUAUAUUGUGAUGCAGAAUAUCUCUCCAGCUAUUAAAGUCCGUGCAGUUAAAGAGUAUGGUGCCACAGUUGUUGAAUGUGAACCUGGUGAAAAGGCAAGAGAAGAUGCAACAAAUAAAGUGAUGGCAGAAACUGGUGCUAUAUUCAUUUCAUCAUCUCAACAUCCAGAUGUAAUUGCUGGUCAAGGAACAAUGGCAGUAGAGUUGUUGAAUGAGGUACCUAAUCUUGAUGCUAUUGUAGCCCCUGUAUCCGGUGGUGGUAUGGUUGCUGGUAUCUGCAUUGCUGCCAAGCACAUCAAACCAGAUAUUAAAAUCUAUGCAGCUGAACCCAUCAAUGCUGAUGACUGUGCCAAAUCGUUUGCUGCAGGUCACCGAAUUCCGUUACCGGGACCACCGGACACAAUUGCUGAUGGAUUGAAAACAUCAGUAGGAGUUAAUUCUUUUCCUAUCAUCAAAGAUAAUAUUGAGGAUGUAAUCACUGUUACUGAAGAAGAAAUCAAGAUUGCUACAAAGUUAAUGUGGGAGAGAACCAAGCUAUGCAUAGAGCCGUCAUCUGGUACAGCUGUGGCUGCUGUACUCUCAGAUAAAUUCAAAGCACUUCCAGCAAGCAUCAAGAAUGUUGGUGUAAUUCUAUCUGGUGGAAAUCUGGAUCUCUCCAAAUUGUCUGAUUGGUUUUAACUGUAGAGUGCGGAUAUUCACCAAAAAUGUCAAAUUUUCUAUUGGAAUGUUUUGAUGUAAAGUAAAGUAGUUACACUAAUGUGUAUACAAAUAUUGUGUGUGUAAAAAAUGCCAAUGAAUGUAGUGCUCUUUGAUGCUUUGACUAGAGAAUACACCAUUCAAUAAAUUGAUUAACACCACCCAGGGCCCAAGGUGAAUGUGUUCUGGCAAUGUGAAAAUAAUUAAUUGAAAUUAUGCACGGGACCAUAGUGUGGUAUUGUUUUUAUUUGCACUUUCAGAAACAUCAUGCCAACAUGGCUAUCAUUUCAACAAACAACAGUAGAUGCAUUGUAGGCAACUGUUAAUACUUGACUAACCCAUACAAGUGGAGGGAAAUAGUCUUUUAAUUUAACUCAGGAACUUGAGGAAUUUUUUUUUUUUUAUGUACCUGUCACAAUCCAGUCUUGCAAACAAUGUAUACAUGUAUUACUUGUUUUAAAGAAACUCUUAAUUUAACAACGUCAAUGUAAAAGUAAAACUUGUAAUAUAAUUUUUUAAACAAAUUUAUAGCCCUGUUAAAAAUGUAAAGCAUGACCUAUAGGCCAAACUGUUAAUCCACUGCAAGAUGCAUCGUUGAAACUGUGAUAGGAUAAUUACAGGCUGUGAGGGGAUUUCCCGUCAUAUAAAGUCCAACCCAAAUCUUUAAUUAAUUUUUUUGGGGUGUAGGGUGGCUUGCACAAAAGCCUUUUCAAGAUCCUGCAGUGAAUAGGGAAAAACACCUAUUCCCUCAAAUGCUUUUAGUGAGACCUGCUAAUACAGUUACACUUGCAAUUUUUAUCUAUUUUACCCAUUUUCAGAUGGAUUAUAGUUGUAGAACUUUCGAUACAUUGUAUACUAUUCAUAGAUGCAGUCAAAGUUCAACACUUUUGUUCCCAUAGCAUGAAAAAACAAGUUUACUCUGAAAUAGGACACAAGUAACACUGAAAUAAGCCAUUCUGAUUGACAAAAAGCAAGUAGAUUUUAACAGCAUGGUCACCUGACUGUGCUAGUAAUCUCUGUAAAUAAGAGGAAUGUUUAUUGAAGCAGACAGAAAAUAAUGAAAAUAUUCUAUAGCAUUACAUUUUGUAAAUUGUAUGUCUACCAAUAAAAUGAAAUACGGUAUGAAGCUUG
Molecule: messenger RNA, 2394 nt
Organism: Saccoglossus kowalevskii
Lineage: Eukaryota; Metazoa; Hemichordata; Enteropneusta; Harrimaniidae
Product: serine racemase-like
Biological process (GO): D-serine biosynthetic process
Molecular function (GO): serine racemase activity; threonine racemase activity; L-serine ammonia-lyase activity
Source: RefSeq, a predicted model, not a curated record